Sparassis crispa is the source of this 816-nucleotide messenger RNA. RefSeq lists its product as hypothetical. The transcript is spliced from 2 exons. Gene Ontology annotation, molecular function: RNA polymerase II transcription regulatory region sequence-specific DNA binding; DNA-binding transcription factor activity, RNA polymerase II-specific. The coding region runs from base 1 to 816 and encodes 271 amino acids. NCBI's taxonomy places the organism in Eukaryota, Fungi, Basidiomycota, Agaricomycetes, Polyporales, Sparassidaceae. Gene Ontology annotation, biological process: regulation of transcription by RNA polymerase II. Gene Ontology annotation, cellular component: nucleus. The record is from RefSeq and is a predicted model, not a curated record.
AUGCAUAACAUCUGUUCCGACUGCAGCAAGGACUUCACCACACGCACAGGACUCAUUCAGCAUUAUCUCCAGAGCCCCCGUCAUCACUACUGCCAGCGAUGUGACAGGCAUUUCGAUUCUCAACAUUACCUCGUCACGCACUUGGAGAGAGCUCACUACUAUUGUCAUCCAUGUAAUGCUAUCUUCGAGUCCUCGCUAGGCUUGGAAGAUCACAACCGCCAGAAGCACUGGUACUGCAUCUCCUGCAAACGCGUCUUUCAGAGCGAGAGUAAUCUGAAUUCUCAUCUUCGCUCCUCCGUUCACCAGCCGAGUGCGUACGCAUGCCCCGGCCGCAAUUGUGGAAUGACGUUCAUCUCCCAUGCUGCUCUCAUCCUUCACUGGGAGUCUGGAGCGUGUCCCUCUGGCGUUACGCGCGAGGGUGUCGACCGCGUCGCCGUCCGGAUAGACAGGGGUGGCAUCAUUACCAAUCCGGCACGCCUCAUUCGCGGUCCAGACGGGCAAACCACAGCCCCCUCGAGCACAUCCGUGGAGACAUGGGCGACGGAGCGCUCGUGGAACGGGUCCUCCUACGAGUGUUUCCUCUGCCACCGUACCUAUCGCACGCUCCAUGCUCUCAACAUGCACCUGCGUAGCCCUGCGCACGCAGACAGGAUCUACCGGUGUCCUGCCGCAUGGCGUGGGUGCGGACGCGAGUUCCGCACGCUCAGCGCGCUCUGCCAGCAUGUGGAGAGCGAGCAGUGCAGCGUGCAUCGGUUCAGCAACGAGAUGCAGACUGUGAUCGACACGUUCUCGAGUAACUUGAGGAUCGCUUAUUGA